Molecule: messenger RNA, 955 nt
Organism: Gossypium raimondii (Peruvian cotton)
Lineage: Eukaryota; Viridiplantae; Streptophyta; Magnoliopsida; Malvales; Malvaceae
Exons: 2
Coding region: 202-879 (225 amino acids)
Source: RefSeq, a predicted model, not a curated record
CUUUAUCCCCUUUCUUUCUUCACUUGUUUUUCUCCCGCAAAUUUCUUUUCAUUCCCGUUUUGUUUAUCUUCCACACUUACAAAGCUAAAAAUUUCUUUUGUCAUUGAAAACACCACCACCCUUUUUCAACUGGAACUACUAGGGUUUCCCCUUUUAAUCUUUGUGAAGAAAGGCAUAACCAAGUGCUGGUCUUAAAAGGGGAUGAUGAAGAAGAAGCUCUGUUUCCCUGACUGGAUUCCACUCCUAUUAUUAUGUCAUCUACAUCUGCCAACCCUUGUUUGUUCCAAGCACCAUGGAAACCCUGCAAAUGAUCUUGUUGAGAUCAUUAACCAGAAUAGAACUGCUCAAAAACUUGAACGACUAAAUGAUAAUCCCGGUCUUGGGUGCAUGGCCCUCCAAUAUGUCGAGUUAUGCAAGGGGAACUGCAGUGGGAACAGCGCUGUAAACUGUAAACCACCCACGGAUGACUUCACUGAAGUAUUUGCUCCCAACUGUGGUGUAGAGCUGCCUACAAUUGGCACGAUUACCGGCCACAUUGUGGGUUGUCAAUCGAAAUAUACAGAGCCAUCACUAGCCUUUGCAAAUGUUCUUGUUAAAGACAAGAAGAGCUUAACUGUUUUGAGAAAUAAAUCGCAUAGUGAGGUGGGAGUUGGCUUGAUUGGGUUCCACAAAGGUCCUUUCUUUUGGUGUGUUCUUUUUAGUAAUGGUGGGACAAAUUCUAGCUUCGUUCUUGAAGAUCGCGGUGAAGGGAUAAAGCAGAAGAAAGGGUGCUAUAGUGGAAGUGCAUUUCCUUGCAAUGCUGGACACAGAAGUGCUAUGUUGUUUAACUAUAUUAUUACCUUUAGUUAUUUAUUCAUUUCGCUGUUGAACCAAAUUUGAUUGGCAUAAUGAAUUGCUCAAAUGACUAUGCUGGAGAUUUUGCACCUAAACUAAUAUAUUCCCACUUUUCACUCUA